AUGGGCUUUUUAAGCCUACUCUCUGUGUUUUUCUUCUUUUUCGGUGUCGAAGUAUAUAGCCAGUAUGAAACUUAUCAAUGGGAUGAAGAUUAUGACCAAGAACCAAGUGAGGAUUACCAACCAGAAUUCCAGUUUCAUCAACAUAUAGAAUAUGGAGCUCCCUUUCAUCAGAACACUGCAGGUUGUGCCACUGAAUGCUUCUGUCCACCUAACUUUCCAACAUCAAUGUACUGUGACAACCGCAAGCUCAAGACUAUUCCAAACAUUCCGGUGCACAUUCAGCAACUAUACCUUCAGUUCAAUGAGAUUGAAGCUGUAACUGCAGAUGCCUUCACCAACGCCACUCAACUUAAAGAAAUUAACCUCAGCCACAACAAAAUUAAAUCUGAAAAGAUAGAUUAUGGUGUGUUUGCCAAGCUUCCAAAUCUACUGCAACUUCACUUAGAGCAUAACAGUCUUGACCAAUUUCCAUCACCUCUUCCCAAAUCUCUGGAAAGACUCUUCCUUGGUUACAACAAAAUCUCCAGGCUGCAGAAAAAUGCCAUGGAUGGACUAGUUAGCCUGACCAUGCUGGAUCUCUGUUACAAUCAUCUCCAUGAUGCUAUGUUAACAGAAGAAGUUCUUGCCAAAAUGGAAAAAUUAAUGCAGCUUAACCUAUGUCAUAACAGAUUAGAAUCAAUGCCUCCCGGGUUGCCUUCUUCACUUAUGUAUCUAUCUUUGGAAAAUAAUUCAAUUUCUUCUAUACCAGAAAAUUAUUUUGACAAACUUCCCAAACUUCAUGCUCUAAGACUGUCACAUAACAAACUGCGAGACAUCCCAAGUAACAUUUUUAAUCUCUCCAACCUUGUAGAGCUCAAUGUUGGACACAACAAAUUGAAGCAACCAUUCUACAUUCCAAGAAAUUUGGAACAUUUGUACCUAGAAAAUAAUGAAAUAGAAAAUAUCAAUGUGACAGUGAUGUGUCCUUCCAUUGAUCCAGCGUAUCAGCAUCAUUUAACAUAUCUUCGUGUGGACCAAAAUAAGCUGAAAGAACCAAUAAACUCGUACAUCUUCUUCUGCUUCCCUUACAUACACAGUAUUUAUUAUGGCGAACAAAGAGGCCCUAAUGGCCAAACAAUACAGCUGAAAACACAAGUUUCCCAGAGAUUUCAAGAAGAAGCUAGUGAUGAGCAUGAAGAAACUGACGGAGCCCUGGAGUACCAUGAGCAAGGAAUGCAACAGCGCUUUGACCCUCAUUAUUACGACAGUGAAGAAUGGCAAGAAACUUUAGGUAUAUACUGA
This is a messenger RNA of Ochotona curzoniae (black-lipped pika), 1281 nucleotides long. RefSeq names its product osteomodulin (gene OMD). Bases 1 to 1281 code for a protein of 426 amino acids. Lineage: Eukaryota; Metazoa; Chordata; Mammalia; Lagomorpha; Ochotonidae. The record is from RefSeq and is a predicted model, not a curated record. Gene Ontology annotation, molecular function: protein binding. The transcript has 2 exons.